This is a messenger RNA of Melitaea cinxia (Glanville fritillary), 1144 nucleotides long. RefSeq lists its product as uncharacterized. Bases 1 to 1005 code for a protein of 334 amino acids. The transcript has a single exon. Lineage: Eukaryota; Metazoa; Arthropoda; Insecta; Lepidoptera; Nymphalidae. The record is from RefSeq and is a predicted model, not a curated record.
AUGGGAUACUUCGAAACGUACAAAUUGUUGCUAUCAAUUUAUGUUUUGACAAUCUCUUGUUCAUCUUUAAGUGUAAAAGAGAAACCGUAUUCCUCAGUAUUUAAACCUGAACAAGUUAUAUUUUCAUCUGCUAAUAACAUAACUAAGCUUUUAGUGCCCUCUGAUGGUACGUCAUAUUUCCUACAAGACAUUUCAGAUUUACCAUCAAUAUUUUUUACGAUAAGUGAUCCCAAAUUGAAUGGAGGAAGUUGUAUUUAUGUUUUGGAAGAUUUGGCUGCAUACGAGAUACUCGAAGGUGGAAGAGAUUCUACUUCUGAUUAUAGUUCUGAUAAAUCAGUAUAUUUUGGUGCUAAAGAUGGCGUUUACAAAUAUGACGCCGAGAGUUUGUCUGCAAAGAGAUUCGGUCCAUUUCGUGAUGAUAUAAUUCAAAUCCAAAAAGCAAAUGGUAGUGACACGAUAUAUUACUUAACGUCAAGCAAAAAACUUUUUAAAUUAGAAAAUAAUGGAACAGUCAGGACUAGAAUUACAGCGGUUACUUGCGCUCAAGAAUUCGUUUUAGACACUGCUAAUAAUAUAUAUUUCACUUCUUGCGAUGACGGUUUACCACGAAUAGUCAAAUCUGAUGGUAACCUAGUAACUUACACUGCAAGUGUGACAGAUGACAUCAAAGAAGUUCAUAUCUUACGACCAGCUUUUAUCAUGGAGGGAUGUGUACCAUUCUUUGGAGACGGAAAUCUGUAUAUGUUGUAUGUAAAUGGUACGAGUGAGAAAAAAGACUUUCAUAUAAAAGAUAGACCAUCUGCAUAUAGUAUUGAUGCAGCAUUGUAUAUAGUUUCAGCGCUGAAUGGUAAAAUUUAUGAAUUUAAUGUUAUGGAAGUUAUGUUAAAGUCAUUGUUUGGUUUCGCAUCACAUUUAUCGACCGAUCUUAGUAAAAUAGUUAUGUCUAUUAUAGAAACAGCAAAAGACAGUAUAUACAAAGAUUGGCACCCGGUUCUUGAAAAUUAAAAUUAUUUGAAUAGAAAUUAUCUUUAGUAUUGUAAGAUUAUUAACAGCUUUAACAAAAAUGACAUAAUAAUGUAUUGUAUGUAUUUAAGUUUUAUUCUACUCUGUAAUUGUUAUUGUUUUAUAACUUCUUAAAUAUGAU